AUGAAUAUUAUUUCACUUAUCGUUGACAUUGGAGGACACUUGGUGGCGCCAAUCAGAAAGCAUUUUUGCUAUCUAAGUUGCUACAAUAGCCACAUCAAGAAUCUCAAAGAUCAAUUUCAGAAGCUGGGUGACAAGAGAGCUGGGGUGCAAUUAGAAAUUGAUGCAGCAAAACAGAACGGAGAGGUAAUUGCAUCUGAGGUUGAGAGCUGGGUAGAAAAGGUAGACAACAUCAGUGAAGGUCUGCAGAGAUUCCUUGAGGAAGAUGUCAAAGCAAAUGUGAUGUGCUUGAAUGGAUGGUGUCCCAAUUUGAACUCACGUUAUUUCUUGAGUAGGCAAACUAAGAAGACGACUUUGGAAAUUGAUGAGCUAUUAAGGGAUGGACAAUUUGAUAAAGUGUCCUAUCCUCCUUCUCCACCACGGGGAAUAGCAACUUCUUCCAAGGAAGGUUUUAAGGUUUUUGAAUCAAGAAUACCAGUUAUGAAAGAACUUUUGACUACUUUCAGGGAUGACAAGAUCAACAUGAUUGCCAUAUGUGGGAUGGAGGGGAUUGGAAAGACAACAAUGGCCAAAGAGGUAGCAAAAAGAGCCAAAGAUGAUAACUUAUUUGAUGAAGUUGUGAUGGUAGCAGUGUCCCGUAAAAAAGACUUAAGCAAGAUUGAAGAUCAAAUUGCUAUGAUGCGGCGUAGGGAAAUUAACUUUGAGAAUGUUCUUGUAAUAUUAGACAAUGUUUUGGAAGAACUUAAUCUAAAGGAUGUAGGAAUUCCUUAUGAAGUUGAACUCAAUAGUUGCAAAAUCUUGUUAACAUCAAGAAGCGAAGAAGUUUGCAAUCAAAUGAAAUCUCAUAAGAUUGUUAGAAUUGAAGCCUUAACUAAAGAAGAAGCAUGGAGCUUUUUCAAAGAGAUGGCAGGUAAUUGUAUAGAUACUCCAAAUCUACAUAAAAUAGCAAAAAAGGUUGCGAAGGAAUGUAAAGGCAUACCUAUUGCUAUAGUUACUGUUGGAAGAGCUCUAGAAAACAAGAGAAAGAAUGAGUGGGUUGCUGCACUUCAACAGCUUAGAAAGUCUAUCUCAAAAAAUAAUUCAGGUUUGGAUUCAACUGUCUAUUCCAGCAUAAAGCUCAGCUACAAUUUUCUAGCAAGUGAUGAAACCAAGUCAUGUUUUUUGCUAUGCUGUUUAUUUCCAGAAGAUUAUGAUAUUCCUAUUGAAUAUUUAGUCAGAUUUGGAGUGGGACAAAGGUUAUUUGCAAAGAUUGAUAAGGUGGCAGAAGCAAGAAAUAGAGUCCAUGCAAUGGUUGACAAUCUUAGAAGAUCAUCUCUUUUGUUGGAUAGCGAUGAAGAAGAAUGUGUGAAAAUGCAUGAUGUUGUACGGGGUGUUGCCAUAUCAAUUGCUAAUGGACAUGUUUGUUGGGAAGAAUGGACAGAGAAACAUACAUAUGAACAUUAUGUUGCGAUUUCGAUUGUAACUCAAGAAUUGAAAAAUCAUCCUGAUGGCUUGGAGUGUCCGAAACUUGAGCUUCUACAACUAUCAUGUGGAAAAGAUGCUACUAGACAAACGCUCCCAAUCAAUCUAUUUAAAGGGAUGAUGGGAUUAAAGGUUUUGGCUAUGCAAGGUAUGUCUUUUCCAUCACUACCACAAUCCAUACAGGUCCUUCAGAACCUUCAGACAUUGCUUCUGGAAUACUGUGAGAUAAAAGAUGUGUCAGCAAUUGGAGCACUUGGGAAACUAGAAAUGCUUAGUUUUCUUGGUUCUGAAAUCAAGGAGUUGCCCAAAGAAAUAGGAAAUCUGAGUCAUUUAAAGUUGUUAGAUCUGUCAGAAUGCUCUGCUCUUCAGCACAUUCCACCUGGUCUACUAUCAAAUUUAUCUAGACUAGAAGAGUUGUACAUGGGAAAUGUUUCUGUCAUGAAUUGGGCACCAACAGAAGGCAAUAAAGAGGGAGCCAACGCAAGCCUUGCUGAACUAAGGUCUUUCUCCGAUUCUUUGAUGGCUUUACGUCUUCAAAUUCCAAACAUCAAGUUAUUGCCAAAAGAUUUGCACUUCAAAAAUCAAAUGAUAAAAUUUCAGAUAUAUGCAAGUAACGAGUCAUUUAUGCAUUGGCAUCUUAGCAACUAUUCUACUUUCUGGAACACAACUCAGUAUAUAUUUAAAAACAGUUUGGCACUUGAAGGAUUUGUUGCAAGUGAUAUUGUGGAGAGUCGGAUACCUCGCCUACUGUUACAAAAAUCUGAAAUUAUAUUGUUGAGAGGAAUAAAAGAUUUCAAAAACAUUCUCUUCAAGUUAGACGAGGAGGGUUUUCCAUGCUUGGAGGUUCUAAGCAUUUCAUAUGGUGAAGAUGUAGAAUACUUAAUUGACGCCACAUCAUAUCAGACUCCUCGUGUUGCCUUCCCUAUCUUGGAGUCAUUGGAACUCAUGGAACUUCCUAAUUUGAAAGAGAUAUAUCAUAGCCAAAUCCCACAGAGAUCCUUUAGUGGUACACACUCACAGCUUGCUUGUUUUGGCAAACUAAGAUCAAUUACGCUCCUCUCUUGCAAAUGUUUGAAAAAUGUCUUUUCAUUGUCCAUAGCGAGAGGUUUGGUUCAACUCCAAGAGUUAGAAAUACAAGACUGUGAAGACAUGGAAGAAAUAUUUCACAAGGAAGGAGAAGAUGAGAAGGCACUUAAUGAUAAGAUCAUGUUUCUGCAAUUAACAUCAAUAAAGAUGGACUAUCUACCAAGACUCAUUGGCUUUUGUACAGGCGUGGGUCCUGUUGAGCUUGUCCAACCAUCGUUGUUGAAUCAGGAGGUUUGCUUGGAUUUGAUGCUUCUUACAUAA
This is a messenger RNA of Quercus robur (English oak), 2805 nucleotides long. Its product is annotated as disease resistance protein At4g27190-like. NCBI's taxonomy places the organism in Eukaryota, Viridiplantae, Streptophyta, Magnoliopsida, Fagales, Fagaceae. Bases 1 to 2805 code for a protein of 934 amino acids. Gene Ontology annotation, molecular function: ADP binding. The transcript has 2 exons. The record is from RefSeq and is a predicted model, not a curated record.